This is a messenger RNA of Phyllostomus hastatus (greater spear-nosed bat), 5426 nucleotides long. It is a transcript of the gene GMEB2, whose product is annotated as glucocorticoid modulatory element binding protein 2. Gene Ontology annotation, cellular component: nucleus. Gene Ontology annotation, biological process: positive regulation of transcription by RNA polymerase II. The record is from RefSeq and is a predicted model, not a curated record. Lineage: Eukaryota; Metazoa; Chordata; Mammalia; Chiroptera; Phyllostomidae. The transcript has 10 exons. The coding region runs from base 2308 to 3918 and encodes 536 amino acids. Gene Ontology annotation, molecular function: DNA-binding transcription activator activity, RNA polymerase II-specific; RNA polymerase II cis-regulatory region sequence-specific DNA binding.
CCCAAAAGCCUGGAACGGUUGAGGUACACGGAAGACAUGUGGCUGGAAGAAAAAAGCGUGUUUCAGCAGCUGGCCCUCGACACCAGACCGAGGCUCAGCGAGCCGUUCCUUCGGUCGGCCGAGAGCCUGGACUUCCCGUGCUGUUCAGUCAGCUGCCCGGCCCCUCUCGCCCUGGACAGAAUCCCUACCCCCGAGGGGUCCAGGCCAGGGCAGAGCUCAAGGACAGGAGCGCUGGGGGAGCCAGGCCUGUGUCUGUCCCACCUCCUGUCUGGUCUGGAGCCUAUGGCAUCUGGGGCCAGGGAACGACCCUUUGGUCUCACUGCCUCUCCGGCGUCCAGGGGUUCUCAGGAGAGGGUCCGAAGGCAGUGACUCGUACAGCGACUCGUACGAGGGUUUUCCUCUGCCCUAUAACAAACCUGAGUGAAAGUCCCGUCCCCUAGUGACCCGGCACAGGUGGGGCCCCUUCCCAUGGGUGCUCCCAGGGAGAAAUCAACCCUGUCCAGGAUGAACUAGCUCGUCCCACCAGCAAGCAGCGCCCAGUGCUGGGCCCCUGCCUUUUUGGAGACAGAGGAGGUGAGGUUCAGGUGCCGGGCCUGAGUCUGUGCUGCAGUGGAACUUGGAGGCCAGACGUCCCGGUGCUCAGACUCAGGCGGUGGCUGAGGCUCACCGGUCCGGGGCAGCAGGUGCCGGGUGCGGGCAGGAUGUCAGUGGCAUGGUGCCACAUCGCCGGGUCCCCGACACCAGUGCCCUUUGGGGCCUCUGCUGACUUUAUAUGGUAUUUGUGUCCAGAAGCAAACGUGAGGACAGGGAAACUCAGAUAAACGAAAGACACAGGCUGAGCACUCCGCUUGAAUAACAAGCUCAACAGCUUCAUCUUCUCCAAGGAAGGCUGUCCCCAUCACUGGUUCAAGCAUUCUCUGCCCCACGGGAGACAAGGAAAUGCGACAACUCUCCUAAUUGUUAACACUGCUGAAACCUCAGCAGUCUUACAGCAGGGGGGUUUGCUCGGAAACUUCCACUGUAGGAACGCCUUCGUUGUCUUCCUGCUGAAGAACGACCGCGGGUUCACCGCUCGGUCCUAAACAAGACAUCUGUUUCCGGCCUCUGUUCCCGGUGUGGGAGCACUCAGGCCGGCCCGCAGCCUUUUGUCCCCCGCCCCAGUUUUCCUGCGGCCGCUGGGAGGGGGGGCGGUGAUAGGGGCAGAUCACAGCAGCUCAGGGGAGGACGCACAGCCUCAGCCACCCUCCGGCCCGGCCCUGCCUACUGGAGCCAGGCAGACUAAGGAAUGUGCGGGCGGCGGAAGUCCUCGGGCCAAGAGCGGGUUGUUCGAGACAGCUGCCGCCGGGCUCUGGGGAGGACAGACGGACCUUGCGGACCAGCACUGCGCCUCUCCGACAGCAAGCCCCACUGCACCUGGCUCACAGUCAAAAGCCAGCCAUAAAAGCUGAGCGAUGCCUCUGCUCCCACGUUUGCAGGGACAAAGAACGAAAUCGUCAGAGCGUCCCUAACCCUACAUCUAGGUGCCUUUUACGGCUCAGUGAUAACGCAGCAACUGAACUUUAGACAAUUUUGAUUAAACUUAAGUGAGCACGUGUGGCCAGAGGGUCAACCCUCACAGGGGCGCCGUGCCGCACUGCGCAGAUUCAGACGUGAAGUCAGGCACUUUUUAAGGCUUACUGCAAGGAAUUAAGAUGACAAUGGCCGGAUUCGCACCACACGCGAGGAAGGACGAACAGGCUGGCCGUUCUUUCACUGCAGCCCCCGCCCGCGCCCCCCACGGCGCCUCUCGCCCGCUGCCGGGGACCAGAGGGCUCGCAUCGGGUUUGGGUGGCUCACUGUUCACGCACAGUCCGCCCCCUCCGCCCUUAAACAAGUCUCCCUCCGCAUUCCCUCCUCGCUCGUACCCACGGAGGGACCCGUCGGCACCGGGUAGGUGAGUGGACGCCCGGCAGGUGCGCCAGCGGGCAGGGGCGGGGCCCCGGGGCCAGCUGCCCCGCGAAGGUACCGCCGCGCACGCGUAUCUUGCUCCGCCAGGCCUUAUUUCUCGGCACCGCCCGUCUCCGCGGAGCGCCAAGUAAGUCCCCGGGCCCGCCCCUGCUCGUGCGUGCGCGACCCCGCCGCCUGCGUCACUAGGAAGCGCGCGCCCGCGCUGCCGCCGCCGCCGCCGCCGCCGCCGAAUCCCCAACAAGGAGCGGAGCCCGCGGCCGCCGCCGCCGCCCCCGCCGCCGGCCUCCGCCGCCCCCCGCCCGCCGGCGCCCGCGCAGGCCCAGCCGCGGCCCAGGACUGGCCUGAGAGCCCUGCCGAGCCAUGGCGACCCCCGACGUCAGCAUGCACAUGGAGGAGGUGGUGGUGGUGACGACGCCCGACACCGCGGUGGAUGGCAGCGGCAUGGAGGAGGUCAAGACGGUGCUGGUGACGACCAACCUGGCUGCUCACGGGGGCGACCUGAGCGAGGACAACAUGGAGACGGAGAAUGCGGCGGCCGCGGCCGCAGCCGCCUUCACAGCGUCCUCGCAGCUCAAGGAGGCCGUGCUAGUGAAGGUGACUGAGGAGGGGGAGAACCUGGAGGCCGAGAUCUUGUACCCCAUCACCUGUGGGGACAGCAGAGCCAACCUGAUCUGGAGGAAGUUUGUGUGCCCCGGCAUCAACGUGAAGUGUGUGCAGUACGACGAGCACGUCAUCAGCCCCAAGGAGUUCGUGCACCUGGCCGGCAAGUCCACCCUGAAGGACUGGAAGAGGGCCAUCCGGAUGAACGGCAUCAUGCUCAGGAAGAUCAUGGACUCCGGGGAGCUGGACUUCUACCAGCACGACAAGGUCUGCUCCAACACCUGCCGCAGCACCAAGAUCGACCUGUCGGGCGCCCGCGUGCCCCUGAGCAGCCCCACGUCGGCCGAGUACCUCCCGCUCACGCCCGCUGCGGCCGACGUGAACGGGUCUCCCGCCACCAUCACCAUAGAGACCUGCGAGGACCCCGGCGACUGGACCACGGCCAUCGGAGACGACACGUUCGCCUUCUGGCGGGGGCUCAAGGACGCCGGACUGCUGGACGAGGUCAUCCAGGAGUUCCACCAGGAGAUGGUGGAGACCAUGAGGGGCCUGCAGCAGCGGGUGCAGGACCCGCCCCUGCAGCUCCGAGACGCUGUGCUGCUGAACAACAUCGUGCAGAACUUCGGCAUGCUGGACCUGGUGAAGAAGGUGCUGGCCAGCCACAAGUGCCAGAUGGACCGCUCGCGGGAGCAGUACGCCCGAGACCUGGCUGCCCUGGAGCAGCAGUGUGACGAGCACCGCCGGCGGGCCAAGGAGCUCAAGCACAAGUCCCAGCACCUCAGCAACGUGCUCAUGACGCUGACGCCCGUGGCCCUGCCGCCCCCCGCCAAGCGGCCGCGGCUCGCCAGGGCCGCAUCCGGGCCGGCCGCCAUCGCCUCGCAGGUGCUCGCCCAGUCCGCCCAGAUCGCCCUCAGCCCCGGCGUGCCCGUCUCCCAGCUGACCGGCGUGCCGCUCGGCAAGGUGGUGUCCGCCCUGCCCGCCCCUGCGCUGGCCAAGAGCUGCCCCCAGGUGGCCCCCGCCAGCUCCCCAGCCUCGCCGCUGCUCGGGGGCUACACGGUGCUGGCCUCCUCAGGCACCUCCUUCCCCGGCACGGUGGAGAUCCACCCGGACGCGUCCAGCCUCACGGUCCUGAGCACGGCCGCCGUGCAGGACGGCAGCACGGUGGUCAAGGUGGUCAGCCCCCUGCAGCUGCUCACCCUGCCCGGCCUGGGCCCCGCCCUGCAGAACGUGGCCCAGGUGUCCCCUGGGGGGAGCACCAUCGUGACAGUGCCCACGGGGGCCGUGGAGAGCGCCGUGGUGGCCUCGGGACCGGAGGAGCACACGGCCACCAUCGAGGUGGCCACCGUGGCCGAGGGCCAGGAGCACAAGUAGCCGCUGCUGGAGGCGAGGCCCUUCGCGGGCAGGGGCCGGCCCCGUCCUCGGGGCGCGGCGAGUCCGCGGGGCUGCCGAACCAAAGAGAGGAGACGCCCGAAGGGGCGCGAGGAGGGAGAGGGGCCGCCGGCAGCAGCGGCCCGGGACGCCCGCCGGGCCCCGCACUCCAAACCUCCUCCUUGUUUUCUCGGAAACGUAUUUUUCCAUCUGUUGCUUACGAACACUGUUUACACGCCGGCCCGGCCAGGAGCCAGACGGGAGGGCGCGGCCCGCGCGGCCGGGGGCACGUCACUAGCACAUGUCUUGGGGACCGACCCCGAGGGUGGAAAGCCGUGGAUCCUAUGGAUUUGGUUUCUUCCCACAGUUUUCUGUAGGUUUAGUGCGGCUGGCACUCUGCACCGGCCCCGGCGCGGGCGCGGGCGGCGUGUCGGGUCGGCGUGGGCUCGGGCCCGGGGCCGUCCCGGGGUCUGGGGUGCGGGCCUGGGCAAACCCGCCUGCGUCGAGGGGCGGGGGCCCCCCUGCGCACGAGCUCCCCCAAGCCCGCCCGCCUGCGGACGCCCGGCGCUCAGGGGCCGCCCCCACGCACCGUGGGGCCUUCCCAUGAAUUCUUUAGCCGGCUUCUAGGAAGAGUCAGAUUUAUAGUGUUUUCAACCCAAACCAUGCUGAGUGCCUAGGCUUCCGGAAUCCGCCCUGGAUUCCAGAGGGUUUUGUACAAAGCGGCUGUCGGGACGGCCUGUGUGAAGGUGACCACGUGCUGGAGGUCCCGGCACUCAGGUCCCAGGGUGGGACUGCUGAGACAGGCCCCGCCUGGGACCUCCGGCCCCCCGGGGGCUGUGCCCACUGCUCCGGGGGGGGAUGUGGCUGCCCAGAGGGCACAGCCAGGGCCAGCGCCAGUCACGGUGGGCACCCAGAGGCUCGCUGACGGGCUGUUGGGGGCCACCCGCGGCUCUGACUCCAGCAGGGCCCCUGGGACGGCUCCAGCCCCUCGGGCACCGGGGCCCGGGGGCCGGGGCGUGUGGCCCGCUAGGACCCUUCUCCGGGUCCCCACCUCGGGGAGGACCCGCCUGCAUUUUGAAGGGAACUGGGACCUGACCGUCCGUCCUUCCAUCUGUCCAGCGCCCCGGCCCCACCUCAGUGGGCCCCGCCCUGCGCCCCACCGCUGAGGCCGCCUCCGUUUCCUCUGUUACGUGUUUCUGUUCGCUGUUCACGGGUCCGCUGGUGCCGGCGUGGUGUUUGCUCUCGUUUGCGUCCGCACUUCUUCGCGGGUGCGUCCCGACGGAGUCUCGAGGUCCCUUCGGGGGCAGCGUGGGCCCUGCUGGUGCGGGCAUGCCCCGCUGGUCCCCAAGUGCACCAGCCUCGUUUGCCGAAAACCGCCCCCGGCCGGGUCAGAGCCAGACUCGCCCACCCACCGGCCCCCCGGGCCCCCGACCAGCCCUGGGGGUGCACUGCAGAGCCAUACACGCGGAGCCCCCGCCCAGCCCCGCACCCCGGUGCACAGGGCCCGCCCU